GCAAGUUCGGACGCGCUCCUGCGCGAUGACCAUGUGGAGCGUCCGGCGCAGGCCGGGCCGCACGCUGGGACUCCUGCUGCUGAUAAUCUUGAGUUUCCUGGUGCUCCGCAGGUAUCUGCACCUCGGGCCGGGCACCAGUGACCAUGAGGCGGCUCAGAGGCACUCUCUCAAGUAGUUGCCGCGUGAUGUGUAGUGGCCGGCAGCGCUGGCGGUGGUGGGAACUGGGAGGCCGCGAGAGUCACGCCGCACCUUUCUUUGAGGCCCCACCCCACCACCACCCAGCCCCGGCUGCAGGAGGCAGGCUGGACUGGCGGAAUCUGAUCCUCCCGUGGCUAAGGCACCGGCAGACAGGGCUGCAGGCCAAAGGCCAAAACUUUGUGCUGGAGGACUCCCCCUUCUGGAUCUUCGGGGGCUCUGUGCACUAUUUCCGUGUGCCCAAGGAAUACUGGAGGGACCGCUUACUGAAGAUGAAAGCCUGUGGCUUAAACACCCUUACCACCUAUGUUCCAUGGAACCUCCAUGAGCCAGAAAGAGGCAAAUUUGACUUCUCUGGGAACCUGGACCUGGAGGCCUUUGUGCUGAUGGCAGCAGAGAUUGGGCUGUGGGUGAUCCUGCGUCCAGGCCCCUACAUCUGCAGUGAGAUCGACCUUGGGGGCUUGCCCAGCUGGUUACUCCAAGACUCUGGCAUGAGGCUGAGAACAACUUACAAGGGCUUCACCGAGGCAGUGGACCUUUAUUUUGAUCACCUGAUGUCCAGGGUGGUACCUCUCCAGUACAAGCACGGAGGACCCAUCAUUGCUGUGCAGGUGGAGAAUGAAUACGGCUCCUAUAACAAAGACCCUGCCUAUAUGCCUUACAUCAGGAACGCCUUGGAGGAUCGAGGUAUUGUGGAGCUGCUCUUGACUUCAGACAACAAGGACGGCCUUCCAAAGGGAGUCGUGGAUGGAGUGCUGGCCACGAUCAACUUACAGUCACAGCAUGAACUGCAGUUACUGUCCACCUUUCUCUUAAGUGUCCAGGGGGUUCAGCCCAAGAUGGUGAUGGAGUAUUGGACGGGGUGGUUUGAUUCAUGGGGUGGCCCACACAACAUCCUGGAUUCUUCUGAGGUUUUAAAAACUGUGUCUGCCAUCAUCGAUGCUGGCUCCUCCAUCAACCUCUACAUGUUCCACGGAGGCACCAACUUUGGCUUCAUAAAUGGAGCCAUGCAUUUCCAUGAAUAUAAGUCUGAUGUCACCAGCUAUGACUAUGACGCGGUGCUGACGGAGGCUGGAGACUACACAGCCAAGUACAUCAAGCUCCGGGAAUUCUUUGGCUCCAUCUCAGGUGCCCCUCUGCCGCCCCUGCCUGACCUUCAUCCCAAGACUGCUUAUGAAGCAGUGAGGCCAACUUUCUACUUGUCACUGUGGGAUGCCCUGAUGUACCUGGAGGAGCCAGUCAAUUCUGAAAGGCCAGUCAAUAUGGAGAACCUGCCUGUGAACAAUGGGAAUGGACAGUCCUUUGGGUACAUUCUGUACGAGACCACCAUCGCCUCAUCCGGUGUCCUCAGCGGUCUUGUGCGUGACCGAGGGCAGGUAUUUGUGAACACAGUAUCUGUAGGAUUCUUGGACUAUAAAAGGAAGCAGAUCGUUAUCCCCCUGAUCCAGGGUUACUCCAUGCUGAGGAUCUUGGUGGAGAAUCGCGGGCGAGUCAACUAUGGAGAUAAUAUCGAUGACCAGCGCAAAGGUUUAAUAGGAAAUAUCUAUCUGAAUGAUUCUCCCCUGAAAAAAUUCAGAAUCUACAGCUUGGAUUUGAAAAAGAGCUUCUUUCAGAGGUUCAGUGCUGACAAAUGGAGCCUCAUCCCCGAAGUACCCACAUUCCCUGCUUUCUUCCUGGGCGCCUUGUCUGUUGACCUCUCUCCUUCUGACACCUUCAUGAAGCUGGAGGGCUGGGAAAAGGGGGUUGUAUUUAUCAAUGGGCAAAACCUUGGACGCUACUGGAACGUUGGACCCCAGGAGACCCUCUACCUCCCAGGUGCCUGGUUGGACAAAGGCAGUAACCAGGUCAUUGUUUUCGAGGAGACGAUGGCAGGCCCUGACAUACAGUUCACUGAAACACCCCACCUAGGCAGGAGCCAGUACGUUAACUGAGAAGCACCGCGCAGCGCCGCCAGGGCCGAAGCAGGCCUGCCAUCCUGCGACCCGCUGACCUGCCUUCGCUCCUGCGCAUGCGCGAGGUUCCCAAAUCAGUGACUCAGGGAGCCAAGGAGCUGCUGCUUUGCCAGUGCCUGGUAGAACCGAAGAAGGUGGGCUUCCUGCCUGCCUAAUGGCUCCUUGACGGGCUUUGCGGCUGCACCAUUGCCACUUCCCCGCUCUCUGGGUGGGGACAGCGGGAAACACCCGCGGGUGGGAAGGUCUGGUUGACCUCUGCUGAUACCUGGGUCCUCAGGGACGUCCGGCUCCUGGGCAUGCCUGCUACUCUGUGUGACCUCCCUUGGGCUGGGUGCACCCCUCAGGGUCCCUUUUCCUCUCUGGAUGGUGGGUUCGUCACCGUUUGUAGAGGAUAGGUGGUGCAGGGGUCUCCCCUGAGUCCACUUUGUCCUUCACAACCCUCCCUGAGUUUUCUCUGAGAUUCUGGAAGAAACUGAGAGAUGCACGUUUUCUCCUUUUCAUUCCCACUCAGUUGCAUCUGACAGACUGACAAACCCAGUUUAAGAAACAGAAAUAUUCAGCCCCUUAUUUUCCUUAAUUAGUGAGUAUUUCCAGUUUUACUCAAUGAGAAGCACCAGCUGAGGAAGAAAUGUAGAUCCUAGUGAAACUACGUCCCUGUCUGAGGAUCCAGGGAAGCAAAGGGCAGAAGACCAGCCCCAUUGUGUGGGUGGGUAGCCACCCCCAGGUGCCAGGCCUGGCUCUGUUUCUCUCCCUCGACCUCCUGGACUUAGCAGAGGGAGAAGAGGUAGCCUUCCUUCACAGUUGUCUGCCCACAUUUGAGGCGCUAGUUCUGGGAAUUCAGUCCAGUGAUUUGGUUCAGGUUUGCGUCCUGAAUUGCAAUAAAGCAACAGAGUUGAAUCAAACUCUCUAUGGUGGUAUUUUUCCAGUCCCAUCUGUGCAAUUCACCAGAGGCAAAGGCAGUGUUGGGUCAGGCACCAGCUGGCACGCAUGUCCAGACACCGCCUUUACCCACUUAGUGGGUGAUCCAGCUCCUGGCCCCUUACCUCCCUCCUUACCUCCGUUCUUCCCGAAAUAUCACUGUGGACUGGAAGUGCCCUUGGAGAGGAGAAGUCAGGUCCAUUCUGGUGCUGGCAGGCAGAAGGUGAGAAUCUGCUGGACAGCUCUACAUGUGAGUUAGCUACAGUGGCUAAGUUUUCUUCGCAAACGACAUGUGGAUUCCACUGCCACAAACUUAUUACCUUCAGUAAUAGUCAAAGUCAAAUAGAUGCCUCCCCAGGGAGCCCGUAAAGAAAGGGGAGCAGAAUAGCAGGCAUAAGGUCCUCAGGCUUGCAUUGGUCAAGGACCAGACUCUGCAGGGGCACUUGUGUGCAGCCACUGGGUGGGCCCAAGAGCUGAGGCCUUGUACAGUUAUGCACAUGCACGGGCUGAGCCCUGGGUUCCCUAGGGCAGAGGAAUGGGACUUAUUAAAAUGAACAUCAUAGACAAUAUUUGGGGGCCAGUUCCCCGAUCUUGCCCAAACUCACCAGCUAUUCCUGAACUGCUUUGGAAUAGAAAGCAUAGAGCUAAGACAUGGUUGAGACCAGGGUUCCUUGGGCAUGGCCCAUGCUCGCUUUACGACAAAGCACACUUCUACAAAGCUGCAUGUAAGUUGUCUUCUGUUGCAAAAUGUGACAAUGAAUUGGUAAGUAAAGGAAUUGUGCAGCAAAUAAAGUGAAGAAUCCCCUUGAAUUACCCUUUUAGCAAAUCUGCACAGGGAUGCACUGGUCUUUCUUAAGGUAAGGGCCUCCUGCACAACCUUGCUAUUCAUUACCUCUGCCAAACCACCCUGCAGCUUUGCCGCCAGAGCCCCUGGCGGAGCCCCUCCUGCAGUGUUCACUCACAGUUUGCCCAGAUGCUCCCUCCUGGGUGGCUUCACCUCAGUUGCCACGGAUCCUCCUCAUAACCCAAUCUCUAAAUGCGGGACGUCUCCAGGCCACUCCUCAGACCUCUUUGCUCUGCCCACAUUGGCUGUGGGUGGCCUCAUCGACUUGGGGAUCCUAUACAGCCCUGGGUCCUCUUCCCUGACCCUCACCCUCUGAGUUCCAGGUGCCCUGGCCCUGUCAUCUACCCUCUUGCCACGUGUUUAACAGGCAAGGGGUACCAAACUGAUUACUCACACAUGUUCCCUCCUGCACUCUGCCCCUCAUCAGGAAGUGGCAAUUCUGUUCUGUGUCUUGAUUUUUUUUGGCUCCGCUCUCGUAUCUCACAUCCAAUCCAUCCGAAUUCUCCUGGCUGUACCUAGUACACACAUCCAGAACCCAGCCACUCUCUGCUCACAGCUUGCCCCUUUGUCCAGCUUGCCAUCACCCUGUGGGUUAUUACAAGUGCUGCCUCUGCUAGCCGCCCUGUCCUCUCUGUUUAUUGUCAGCCCAAAAAGGGGAGUGAUUCUUCUCAAGGGCCAAGUAGAUCACCAGUCCUCUGCUUCCAACCCUCCAAAGGCUUUCUUUUCCCAAUAGAUGCCAAAGCAUCACCCCUACAUUCCCAGCACCGACAUAAUCUAUGCCUCUCCCAUGCCCACCACUAGCUCCCUCCCCUUUCCCAGCCAGUCACAGUGGCCUUUUGCUGAUCUCCAAAUAUGCUAAGCACUCUCCCAAGUGGGAGAGAGCUCUUUUCUGGAAUGUUCUGACCCACAUAAGUGCAAAUGUGCUUGCUGCUGCUCUUGCCCAGGUGUUACCUUAUCAGAGAUGCCUUUCUGACCAAACUGUAGAGGUGUCACUCCUGUCCACAGAUGCACUCAGCCUCCUGCUUCUCCUUAGAACUGAUCCCAUCUGAAAUAUUAUCGAUUCACUUAUUGCCCAUCUACCUCCUCUCAGAAGACCAGUGUUUUGGUUUUUCCCCCAUUCUGUGCCAGUCCUAGAAUAAUGCCGGCUCCCAGGAGGCACCUGACGAAUAAGUGUCUGUUGGAUGUGACAACAUAUGGGAAUAAAGUAUGGCAGGGCUGGGGAGGAUUAGGGCUGUUAAAAAACAUAUUUGAGUUUUAAUUUCGAAAACAAAUUAAAUACAGUUAAAUUAAGACAGACCGGAUGGUGCAGUUGUGUGGGUCCACCCUCACCCCACCUGCGCGGGGAACCCCAGCCCCCACCUCACUCCUUCAUGGUGGAGAGCAGGAACAGACCUGGUUGGGAAAAUGAAUUGUAGUCAUAGACUCAAUUCUGAUUUAUCACAAACUCAUUCCCAACGAAGAUGAAAGCUGCAGUCCACCAGGGUCAUAAUUAUAAAUAAAUACACAUGCAGCUAAGAGGGUAUUAAGUAAAAACAACUCAACUAGCAUCUGCCAAAAAAAAAACACAG
Molecule: messenger RNA, 5477 nt
Organism: Manis javanica (Malayan pangolin)
Lineage: Eukaryota; Metazoa; Chordata; Mammalia; Pholidota; Manidae
Gene: GLB1L2
Product: galactosidase beta 1 like 2
Biological process (GO): carbohydrate metabolic process
Molecular function (GO): beta-galactosidase activity
Source: RefSeq, a predicted model, not a curated record